Drosophila ficusphila is the source of this 13172-nucleotide messenger RNA. RefSeq lists its product as uncharacterized. Gene Ontology annotation, molecular function: low voltage-gated calcium channel activity; voltage-gated sodium channel activity. Gene Ontology annotation, biological process: sodium ion transmembrane transport; neuronal action potential; calcium ion transmembrane transport. The record is from RefSeq and is a predicted model, not a curated record. Gene Ontology annotation, cellular component: voltage-gated sodium channel complex; voltage-gated calcium channel complex; plasma membrane. NCBI's taxonomy places the organism in Eukaryota, Metazoa, Arthropoda, Insecta, Diptera, Drosophilidae.
AAGCUUUCGGCGCGUGUAACAUCCAAACAUCCAAGACACCAGAAAAAAGACAACAUCAAGCUGAACGCGAAUUAAAAAUUCGAAAAAUCCAAUAUUAAUAUUGAAACAAAGCGAGCGAAAAGUUGUUGGAAAGCAAAAAGCGGAAAAGGAAAAUCACAAGGCAAACAACAAGUUUACAAGUAAAAAGACCUUCGGAACAAUAAAAGGGUCUAUUAUUUUCUCGAGCUCCGCAAAGCAAUCGCCGGCAAGAUGGAAUGACCAGCGUUCGCUUAGUUGGCCCCCCAGAAAAUGCUGCCACAGCCAGCGGCAGCAGCAGCGGCAACAACUCCAUCAGCGGCAGCAGCAACCUCCGGAGCAGCGACACCUGCAACACCUGCGGCAGCGGGAGCUGCAGCUGCAGCAGCAGCAGCAUCAGCUAGGAAUGGCCAGCGACGUCGCGUGGAAGCAGCAACAGAAGGCUGCAACGGCAACAUCAACAGUAAUAGCAACAUCAACAGCAACAGCAACGGCAACAGCAACAGCAACAGCAACAUCGGCAACUGCAACACCAAGCUUGGCAGCAGCAACAGCAACAGCAACAACAACAACAACAACAACAACAACAACAGAUUAGGUCAAAUGCAUUCCAACGAUGAGCCGCCCAUGACGGUGAUCGUCGAUGGGGGCGGUGGCAGUGGCGUUUCCGGUGGGAGUGGCCACCGGCGCGGAAGCCGCAGGCUGCGCAAAACAAGUUCCUCCAGUGCCAAUGCGAAGUCAUCAUCGGGGAUGAACCCCGCGGCGACGGCGACAGCGACAGCGAGCAGCGGCGGUCAAAGGUCAUCGCAUCACCGCCAGACAUCGAACGCCUCGGGAUCCGAUCGAGAUGGCAGAGAAGGCAGCAGGCGCCGCUAUCCGGGAAGGGGGGAUCGCCAGGAGCAGCGGGAUCGCCGCGAGCGGCAGGAGCGGCAGGAGCAGCAGGCACCGCGUCGGCGGGCAGGUCGCCGGCACAGUGGAGCCUCCUCGCUGAGCGACGCCGCAGCAGCAGCAGCGGCAGCAGCGGCAGGUGGGCGGUCGCGGGGCGGCGGCGGCGGAGCGGUCAGCUCUUCGACCGCCUCCAGCUGCAAUGGGAGCUGCAGCUCCGACGACGGCGACUCCUCGCAGACCUCCUCCUCCAGCUCGUCCAGUUCGUCCGGGGAGCCGAACCUGCCGUAUCCGGGAUUCCCCGAGAUCUCCAUGAAGGCGCUGACGCAGUACACCCGGCCACGCAACUGGUGCCUGAUGCUCAUCACCAAUCCGUGGUUCGAGCGCGUCUCCAUCCUGGUCAUCCUGCUCAACUGCAUCACCCUCGGAAUGUACCAGCCCUGCGUGGACGACGCCUGUGUCACGAACCGCUGCAAGAUCCUCCAGAUCUUCGACGACAUCAUCUUCGCCUUCUUCGCCUUGGAGAUGACCAUCAAAAUGGUGGCCAUGGGCAUGUGCGGCAAGAACACUUACCUGGCGGACUCGUGGAAUCGCCUGGACUUCUUCAUCGUCCUCGCCGGCCUGCUGGAGUACGUUAUGCAUGUGGAGAACCUCAACCUGACUGCCAUUCGAACGAUUCGCGUGCUACGUCCCCUGCGGGCCAUCAACCGAAUACCGAGCAUGCGGAUACUGGUGAUGCUCCUGCUGGACACCCUGCCCAUGCUGGGCAACGUCCUGCUGCUCUGCUUCUUCGUGUUCUUCAUCUUCGGGAUCAUCGGAGUGCAGCUGUGGGAGGGGAUCCUGCACCAGCGCUGCAGCCUGGACCCUCCCACCGGCGUGAUCUAUCCCAUCACGGGACUACCUGAAGUGUACAGAGUUCGAGUCCGUGUUAACUCCCUGUCGCAGUACUACGAGUUCUCCAAGGAUCAGGACUACAUCUGCUCCACGCCCAACGAUUCGGGUAUGCAUCUCUGCGGCAACUUUCCACCGUACCGCAUCGGUUCGCUGGUCUGCAAUGAGGAGGCCAAGCUGUUCGACUUCAACGAGCCGACGAACACGUCCUGCGUCAAUUGGAACCAGUACUAUACCACCUGUAAGCAGAGCGGGGAGAAUCCCUUUCAGGGAACCAUUUCCUUCGACAACAUCGGAAUGGCCUGGGUGGCCAUAUUCCUGGUCAUCUCGCUGGAGGGCUGGACGGACAUAAUGUAUUACGUGCAGGAUGCGCACAGCUUUUGGGAUUGGAUAUACUUUGUGCUGCUGAUUGUGAUUGGCUCGUUCUUCAUGAUCAACCUGUGCCUGGUCGUCAUCGCCACGCAGUUCUCGGAGACGAAGAAGCGGGAAAUGGAGCGGAUGCGCCAGGAGCGGGCCAGGUACACCUCCACCUCGACCUUGGCCAGCAGCACAAACAACUCGGAGCCGGCCACCUGCUACGCGGAGAUCGUCAAAUACAUCGCCCACUUGUGGCGCCGCUUCAAGAGACGAAUGUUAAAGAAGUACAGAUUAUAUAAGUACCAGAGGCAGCAGCGCAAGGAGGGUCUCCUGCCCAACGCCGACAAUCUGACCUUCUCGCCGUCGCGGAUCAAGUGCCACCAUCCGAAGUGCCCCAAGUACAGUAAUCGCAAGCCGUCCAGCAUUCAGGAUCAGAUGAUUACCGUCAUGGUGCCGCUCAAUUCGGCCAGCAACAACAAUAACAAUAACAACAACAACAGCAACAGCAGCAACCACAACGGCAGUGGGAACAACCACAACGGUGGUGGCAACAACAACGCCCCCAGCUGCACCACAGUGGCUCUGGUCAAUGGAAUAAACGGCAGUGCUGCCAGUGUGACCAUGUCCUCGGCGCACCACCAGCAGCAUCAGUUGCUGCAACAGCAGCAGCAGCAGCAACAUCAGCAGCAGCAGCAGCAGCAGCAACACUCCUCCUCCGACAACACUGAACAAUCGCUGGCCGCAGAUGGGAUUCCCCGGAGCUCCUCGCUAAAGAAGUCCACCGCCCACCAUCAACUGAAGCCGGAGGGGCGUGGCGCCGAGCAGAAAACGAUUCUGCUCAAGUUCCCGCAGCAGAUGAUCGACUCCGAGCAGCUAAUCCUGCAGUUGGGAAAUUUAGGCAAGAGCCACCCGUGCACCUCGGGCUUCCUCAGUCCGCCCACCUCGGCCAGCCGGCGGCCGUCGGUGAUGUUCAACGAGUACGUGCUCCUGCACACGCCCCCCGCCCUCUCCGCUGACCCCGCGGCGGCGGGCUCCAACUCCGCGGCGGCGACCACAGUGGCCACCGUUGCGGGAACCGUUGCUGCUGCAGCUGCAGCGGCGAGUGCCAGCGGCGGCGGCAACAACAUCAGCGGUUCCGGCCUCAACAACCACCAGAGCAGUGCCGCCAGUGGGGCAGGUGGGGCAGCAGCCGGGGGAGGAGCCACUGAGAAAAGCAACAUUUUCUCCACGGAGAAAAUGACCCAGGCCGGCGAUGGCAGCAUCUGGCAGGUUAACCUGCCGCAGACCAUCGGCACCAUCGCCAAUCCCUAUGCCGAUUGCUCGGAACUGGGUAUACACGACGCGAUGACUUGUCAAGAGCUCUUAGCAUUCUCAGUGGCCUUUUCAGCGGCCCUGCCGACGGGCCAGAGUACGCUAGAGUCCUUCUACACAUCGCUGGCCCGCUGCGAUCCCCACACCGCCGAGGCGCUGCGGGCCCACCACAACAAGCCGCGCUCCUUGGCGGCGGCGGCGGCGGGUCAGGGCCAAACGCCGCCAAACGGCACCGAAGGAGCCACCGUGGUGGUGGCCUCGACGGCCGGCGAUCCCGGCCAGCAGCUCGAGCCCACGACGGUGUCGGCCGUUGUGGGCGGGCCCGACGAUACCCACGCGGCGAACCACCGUCGCAAGGAGCACCACCAGCAGCAGCAGUCGCACGGGCCGCACCACCACCACAAUAACAACAACACGACGAGCCACAGCCGGAACUACCGGAGCUCCCGGCAGGCGCAGGGCAACUCGCGUGCGGCUCGGGAGGCGCGUGCCCCCACCGGGAACUACAUGGAGGACUACGCCUGCUGCUACGAUCUCUACCAGAACGCCCUGUCGCCGCUGGACGAGCGGCCCAGGCAGAGAUCGCCGUCGACCCGCUGCCUGAUCGCCGUCUACCGCUGCCUGUCGCGCGUCUGCAGCUGGGUGCGCCGCUACAUAAGGCGGCUGGUGGAGCACAAGUACUUCCAGCAGGGCAUCCUGCUGGCCAUCCUGAUCAACACCCUGUCCAUGGGCAUCGAGUACCACAACCAGCCGCCCGAGCUGACCGCCAUUGUGGAGACGAGCAACGUCGUCUUCUCGGGCAUCUUCGCCGUCGAGAUGCUGCUCAAGGUGAUUGCCGAGGGACCGUUCCGUUACAUAGCGAACGGGUUUAAUGUCUUCGAUGGCAUUAUCGUGAUCCUCAGUGCCAUUGAGAUCUGCCAGACGUUCAUGGGCAACGGUACGGGGGGCGGUGGCUCCGGUCUGUCCGUGCUUCGGACCUUCCGGCUGCUCCGCAUCCUCAAGCUGGUCCGCUUCAUGCCCAACCUGCGCCGACAACUGUUCGUGAUGCUUCGCACCAUGGACAACGUGGCCGUCUUCUUCUCCCUGCUUGUCUUGUUCAUCUUCAUUUUCAGCAUACUCGGCAUGUAUCUGUUUGGCGGUAAGUUUUGUAAAUUUUUGGACGAAUCCGGACUCGAACGCGAGUGCACGUGUCCCGAAAUAAUCAGCCGGCAUCCGCAAUGCGAGUGCGAUCGCAAACACUUCAACAACAUUUUAUGGGCCACAGUCACAGUAUUCCAAAUACUGACGCAGGAGGAUUGGAACGUCGUCCUAUUCAACGGAAUGGAAAAAACGAGUCAUUGGGCCGCACUGUACUUUGUGGCCCUAAUGACGUUCGGCAAUUAUGUGCUGUUUAAUUUAUUGGUGGCCAUUUUGGUUGAGGGAUUCAGUUCAGAGCGAAAUGAACGUCGCGAGCGCGAACAGCGCGAGUUGGUUAAGAAACUGCGCGAGGAGACGCUGGCCGAGAACUACAGCGAUGGUAUGUACGAUGAGUCGCGGAGCGAGGCGGACUCCUCGACCACCAACGAUAGUUACUACGAGGUGCGCAACCGCUGGCGAUCGGCGGAGGAUGUGCGCAAGCUGCAGGACUCCGCCGAGCUGAUCAUCGAGGCCAAGAGCAACAUGCACCGCCAGCGCCUGCUGCAGCCCACCCACGACUACCAGAUCAACGAGCUGCCCGCCUCGACUGCCGCUCCCUCGUCUUCCCUCGCCGCCUCUGGCUCCUCGACCACCGAUCGGGAGAGGGACAGGGACAGGGACAGGGAGAGGGAGCGGGACAGGGAGACGGGCGGCGGCGGCGGGAAGGAGGAGGGGGCACAGCACGCCAAGCCGCGCGGCGGCCUCAAAAAGACAUACUCCAUCAAGGAGCGGCGCAGCGAGGCGCCGCGCCUCUCCAAGAUCCGGCUCGUCCGGGAUCCGCCCAUCAUCACGACGACGGCGGCCACGCCCCAGGACUCGCCCAGCACCACGCUGGAGCCGGGCAUGAGCUUCCGCCAGUGGGGCGACAUGGAGCCACCCAGUCCGCCGUCGCCGUCGCUGCUGCGACCUCCGAACAUCUUCACCGGCGGACAGCGCAGCCUGGACGAGGGCAUCCCCUCCAUCGAUCUCAUUCCGCCCUCGCCCGUGCUGGCCCACAAGCCCCUCAACAUCCUCAACGCCAGCCAGCUGGGCGUCGGCGUCGGAGGGGGCGGGGUCAACAGCGCCGCCGGCAGCUCGGCCAGCAUGCACAGCGUGAUCAUCGACGACAUCUCGAAGAGCUCCGGCUCGCCGGCGGCGGCCACGCCCAUCUACGUGCCGACCAUCUCCUCCUCGGCGGAGGCGCAGAGCCAGAGCCACAGCCUGAACGACGUGAGUCUCGGCGGCGGCGAGGUGGCAAGGGGCACCAACACAGGCGCCUCCACCAGCGGCAGUUCGUCCAGCGAGCGCCUCCCGCUGGCGACGCCUGCGCAGCAUCUGCAUCAGCAGCAGCAGCAGCAGCAGCAAGGCUUCAAGCAGCGCCUGAGGCGGGGCAGCUCCAGGAAGCGGCGCUCCUCCACGGCCACCGAAUACGGCGGCAACCGGCGAACCCAGCAGGAGGAGGAGGAGGAGCAGCAGCAGCUGAACAACGGCGGCGACAGCAGCUGCCUGCUGAGGAGCAGCAGCGCCGUGGGCGGCGGCGGUGGCAGCCAGGGAGGCGGCGCCAAGGAGACGAACCGCCUCAGUCCGCAGAACUCGAUCAGGAGGCUCUCGAACACGCUGAGCAUCGGCAGCGGCAGCGGCCCAGUGGGCAGCCGGCGGGCCUCGGCCUGCAUCUUCAACUCGCAGGUGUACCAGAACCUGAACCUCAACCAGCCGCCCAAGCUGCGGGGCGUGGGGGCGGGGCAGCGCAGGAUGAGCUCCAUCGAGCUGGCGUUCAGCAAGACCUCGCACCUGAACCUGCACAACCUGGAGGCGAACCGCAAGUCGCUCUCGUACACGAACUCCAAGAUGGACCUGGACAAGUGGAACAAGUCGUACGGCAACCUCAACGACCCGGACAACAUGCUGCAGCAGUACAUGGAGGCGCGCGACAAGCGCAAGAACUCCAUCAGCCACUACAACCUGAAGAAGCGGCUCGAGGAGAAGGAGCUGCAGCAGCUGCAGCAGCUCCACCAGCAGCAGCUGCUCCAGCAAAGGCAGGACUCCUUCUCCUCGACCGCCCCGCAGCAGCAGCACCUGCAGCAGCACCGCCUGUCCAAGGACCAACAGCAGCAGCAGCUGGCGAUGCAGCCACAUUCCAUGGUGCCGGGGGGCGGGGAGCGCUACUCCAAGCUCAAGGUGCUCAUCGAGCAGCUCACGCCCAAGCACUUCACCACCGAGCGCGAGGACUACUCGCUCUACAUAUUCCCAGAGGACAACAGGUUCCGGCAAAUCUGCACGUGGUUCGUCAACCAGAAGUGGUUCGACAACGUGGUCCUGCUGUUCAUCGCGCUCAACUGCAUCACCCUGGCCAUGGAAAGACCAAACAUCCCUCCUAGCAGCACCGAAAGAUUGUUCCUGGCCACAGCCAAUUACGUGUUCACCGUUGUCUUCACCGUCGAAAUGUUCAUCAAGGUGGUGGCCACGGGAAUGUUUUACGGCCACGACGCCUACUUCACGUCCGGCUGGAAUAUCAUGGACGGAUCUUUGGUUACCAUUUCCAUAAUUGAUUUGUUAAUGUCCCUGAUUAGCGAAUCGAGUCCGAGGAUAUUUGGGAUUUUAAGGGUGUUUCGACUACUCCGAUCCUUGCGGCCGCUGCGGGUGAUCAACCGAGCCCCGGGUCUGAAACUAGUCGUGCAAACGCUCUUAUCGUCCCUGCGUCCCAUCGGCAACAUCGUCCUGAUCUGCUGCACCUUCUUCAUCAUCUUCGGCAUCCUGGGCGUCCAGCUGUUCAAGGGCACCUUCUACUACUGCGAGGGCGAGAACAUCAAGGGCGUGCGGAACGCGGACGAGUGCCGCCGGAUCCCCGGGAACGUGUGGACCAACCGGAAGUACAACUUCGACGACCUUGGCAAGGCCCUGAUGUCCCUGUUCGUCCUGAGCUCGCGCGACGGCUGGGUAAACAUCAUGUACACGGGCCUGGACGCCGUCGGCGUGGACCAGCAGCCCAUCGUGAACUACAACGAGUGGCGGCUGCUCUACUUCAUCGCCUUCAUCCUGCUGGUGGGCUUCUUCGUGCUCAACAUGUUCGUCGGCGUGGUGGUGGAGAACUUCCACCGGUGCCGCGAGGAGCAGGAGAAGGAGGAGAAGAUCCGGCGGGCGGCGAAGAGAGCGCUGCAGAUGGAGAAGAAGCGGCGCAGGAUGCACGAGCCGCCCUACUACACCAACUACUCGCCCACCAGGAUGUUCGUGCACAACGUGGUGACCUCGAAGUACUUCGACCUCGCGAUCGCCGCCGUGAUCGGCCUGAACGUGGUCACCAUGGCCAUGGAGUACUACAAGAUGCCCAACCCCCUGAAGUACGCCCUCAAGAUCUUCAACUACUUCUUCACGGCGGUGUUCAUCCUGGAGGCCAACAUGAAGCUGGUGGCCCUCGGCUGGAAGCUCUACCUGAAGGACCGCUGGAACCAGCUGGACGUCGGCAUCGUCCUGCUCUCGAUCGUGGGCAUCGUGCUGGAGGAGCUGGAGACGAACAUCAUACCCAUCAACCCGACGAUCAUCCGGGUGAUGCGCGUGCUGCGCAUCGCGCGGGUUCUCAAGCUCCUCAAGAUGGCCAAGGGCAUCCGCGCCCUCCUCGACACCGUGAUGCAGGCGUUGCCCCAGGUGGGCAACCUGGGCCUGCUCUUCUUCCUGCUCUUCUUCAUAUUCGCGGCGCUGGGCGUGGAGCUGUUCGGGCGACUCGAGUGCUCCGACGAGAUACCCUGCCAGGGACUGGGCGAGCACGCGCACUUCGCCAACUUUGGCAUGGCUUUCCUCACAUUGUUUCGCGUAGCGACUGGCGACAAUUGGAACGGCAUCAUGAAGGACACGCUGAGGGAUAACUGCGAUGACGCGGCCGAUUGCGUGCGCAAUUGCUGCGUCAGCUCGGUUAUUGCUCCCAUAUUCUUUGUGAUAUUCGUGCUGAUGGCGCAAUUCGUGUUGGUGAACGUCGUCGUGGCUGUACUGAUGAAACACCUCGAGGAGAGCCACAAGCAAAUGGAAGACGAGCUCGACAUGGAGGUGGAGCUCGAGCGCGAGCUGGUGCGCGAGCAGGAGUUCGCCCAGGAGCAAAAGUUGUGCCAGCAGCUGGCGGAGGCGCAAUCGAAGGCGGCCGCUCCCCCGCGCCCCCUCGCCAAGGUCAAGUCCCUGCCGAAGAACUUCAUCUACAGCACGCCCUCGCUGGACAAGAAGUUCCCCCUUGUUCCCGGCGGCUCAAUUGCGGCCGCAGCCGCAUCCGGGAAUCCCAGCUCGAGCCUGACCAGCUCGGCGGCCACGAACCUCAACCAGGUGGCCGGCGGUGGAUCGUCGGGUGGCGGGGGUGCGGGCUCCGGAGCGGCAUCUGUGACGUCUGGAGUUGGAGCUGGAGCUGGAGCUGGACAACGACGGCAGACCGUUCAGUACUUCCAGCAGCCACCGCAAUCCAUGCUCGGCUUGAGUCUGGCCGAGAUGGGCGGCACGCUGACGCCUCAGGCGCUCGGCGCCCGGCUGGGCGAGCCCUUCGGCGGCCCAGCGACGGCAGCGGGAGGCGUUGGUGGUGGAACGGGCGAAACGCUGGCCGUGGGCGUGGCCGGCCUCCCGCUGCCGCCGCUGGACAGUCGUCGCCGCGGGCGACGCGCCUCCGCGGCCGCCGGCUUCCGCAAGCGCGGCGUGCUGUCCAAGGAGCGCUCACUGGACGAGCAGGCCAUCCGACGACGCAACCUGGAGGCCAAGCGCACCAGCUGCGACUCGCUGCCCUGGGGCGGGGACGCCCUCGACUGCCGCAGGGGCACGAUCUUCGAGAGCCUCGAGUCGGACGGGGGUGGAGUGGGGGGUGGUGGUGGAGGAGGAGGAGGAGGAUUUGGAGUGGGCUCCUACGACCUGCGCAGUGUGCGCAGCGCGGACGUGGGCCACACGGACCCAGACGCAGCGGACGUUUCCCUGGCGGUGGUCAGUGCCCUGGUGCCUUCGGUGGCGCCACUGCCCCCGCCCCUGUCCCUGCCCACGCCCACGCCCAUGCCCAUCGUGGCGCAUCCGCAUCCGCAGCAUCCACAGCAUCCGCAGCAUCAGCGCAGACCCUUCGGCUGGUCGCAGUCGGUGGACCAGGGAUGCCUGCGCAGCAGUCUGCUGCUCUCCGUGCCCAGAUCCAUGCCGCCGCGCAGCCGCAGCGGCAGCACCAAGCAGCUCUUCAAGCAGCAGGCCCUCGACGAGGACGCCGACAUGGACGAGAGCUCGCUGCUGUUGCCGGCGGCCGCCGGAGGAUCGGUCUCCGGAUCGGGAUCGGUAUUGGGAUUGGGACUGGGAUCAGGACCUGGAUCUGGGUCUGGAUCUGGAUCGGGAUCGGGAUCUAGUCCCGGAUCGGCGGCCGUCAUCAGCUCGGGCUCGCUGGACCUGCCCGAGCAAGGCGGCAGUCCGAAAAUGCCGGCCAACGUCGCCACGGGGAUCGUCAGCAAGUCCGACUCCUCGGACAUCCUGCGCAUCAUCAGCGAGCGGCGGCGCAUGGAUCAGCGGGAGCAGCGGGACAACGAACAGGAUCAGGAUCAGGACAUCGAGGCGGAGGACAGCGACUACAAGGAGCUGCUCCUCGUCAAGUCGCCACAGUCAUCCGUGGACUAAACGCAAGCACACACACACACACACACACUCUCUAGAUCCUUUCAAGUAUGUAGUAAUCUAUCCAAGGCCGGGUUUACAACUGAAGUGGAUACUGAAGAGCUGAUUAGCACGGAUUCUAGCCAGGGUAACGGUUAAGAUAGUCACUGUUCCAAAAUACCAAUUGCUGUAAUGGAAUCUAAUGCAAUCUGGGUCUUAACGAAUCCAUUAAGUGAGCUAAGUCGAUCCCCAAGCAACUUUUCCACUGACAAAAUCUCUGUAGUGUAAAUCUGGCCGCCAUUAAAGAGUACUUUAGGGAAUUUUCUACAAAUUAUAACUAUAAAAUAAGGCUCUAGGCAUAAAGAUCGAUGUGGUGAUGUGGUGAGAGAACCCAAGUAAUGAUAAGUCGAUGACAGUUUCACUAUAAACGAUUGAACGGAAAUGUUACAUGGCAAGCUCAAAGCCACAAAAAAAAAAAAAACAAGAUGAAGUCAAAAAAAAAAAAAAAAAAUCGAUGGAAUGAAAGGCUAGCAGGCUUAUGUAAUUGACAACUGUUUUUAGUGCAAUCCUACGGUUUUCAUAACUUUAACAAGCAGAACUCAAGCGAAGAACCCUAAAAAAAACUAAAAGACCGUGAUAGAUCCGGUCAGAGAGAUAUGAUAGCUAAGUUUCAAGUUGAUUAGAGUGUUUUCCGUUUAAAUGUAGCAGUCGAAAACGAAGAUACCCCAGGCGAUGCUGGAUUAUAUACAAGUGUUAUAUGCGAUUUACAUAUAUACAGUUAUAUUACAUAUACAUAUAUAUAGAUACGAGUAUGAUACUUAUAGGGAUACUGCAUUCGAACAAAACUGAUGGAAAUUUGUGAAGGAAGAAUCAUCAACUCUGUGAUUAGCUCUUAAAGUUAAAACGUUUAUAUGAGAAGCCGUGCAGACACCAGAAAACACACCACAUGCUAUCUGUAUAUAGAAAGCCUGUACGUGAACCCAUGUAUCUUAGCCAAAGGGAAAACUAAUUGAAGGGAAUGAUGCCGACGAGAAGCGUCAGAGCGAACCCAAUGAUAAGCAAUAGAGAACUGUAGCUCUUAAGAUCGUACCUAACCUAAAAACGAAUAUAGCUGCGUUGUUGCAGGGUUAAGAACGCCCAACAAAAAAAGGAUACGGAAAAGGGGAAACCAAAAAUAAGAACUUUGUGCAAACGAAUUUACUUAGGAACGUAAACACACACACAGACAAACACACCAACACCAACACCCACACCAACACCCACAACCAAACAGGUAGCUAUUACGAUCCGGUCGACAAUCUUCACAAAUCUCCCCCUGUCUGUCCCUCUAUCUUCUUCUAAAGGCUUCCAAAUCUUCCGUGGACUAAAGACCAAAAGACCCUGGCCCCCAAAAGUGCAGAUAUCCGAAACACAGUGCCAACGCAGUAAGGGCAUUCGAAAUGUUAUUUUUUUUUAAAAAAAAAAAAAAAAAAAAGAUAUCUCAAAUCUAACCGAAGAAAAAGCAAAGAUGGCAGCAACAACUACAAGAUGAACUUUAAAAAGUAGCAUUUAUAAAGAAAAACCAAGAGAAACGUAGUAGAAAUUUAAAGAUUAAUGUUUAAUGACUAUAUAUAGUGUAUGUGUAUAUAUGGAACUAUCAACGAAUUACAAUAGAGUAUCAAGAUAUUUCUUCAGAAGGCAACCUUAAACAAGACAAAGAAGCGAGAAAUCGAUAAGAACACUAACUUAACACUGUCAAUUUUUCAACAUGGUCUUAGCUAAUUUUUCAAGGAAAACCAAAGAAAACAAUUUUACACUCUUUGUACACACUAUAAAAAACGAAGUGAACGAGCUCUCCAGUUUAGAUAAACUUUAAAAUCAAACUUAGCAAACGAUUUGGGCGAACGCGAGGAAAAUAAGAAGCAACAAAUUUAAUUAUACGAUAAUUUCAUCUGUGCCUUUCUCUACGAAUAUAUCUCAAGAUAUAUAUAUAUAUAUGUAUAUAUAUACAUUUAUACAUAUGUGACAAACACUGACUCUAUCUCUGUCUAAUCCCUACUCUCUAUCGCUCUCUGUCGCACACCUACUCAUCAAACUCUCCACACCAAACGGACACAAUACAAGCAGUGCGAAAUGUAACGGUGAUGGCAAGCAGUGCCUCGCGUAGCUGAAAAUGCAACUCUGAAAACUAUAUAUUGUAUGAGGCAGGACGAAGGAAUAUUAACGUAAAACAAAACAAUAUAACUACAUAAGCCUACUAAUAAUGAAUACCGAAAAUACAAAAAGCAACAUAAAAGUAAAAAUACAAGUAAAAUUAAACGAAAGCAUGAAGUUUAUAGGUUAAUGCGCUAGUAGUUUUGAACGUUUUUUUUUUGUAAUUUUUUAAAAUAGCUGCUUCGAAGUAAACCAAAUGAAACUAUAUCCGUUUUUGGUUUUAGUUGUGUGUGUCAGUUUUUUGUGCGAAGCGUCAAGCAACUAUAAAAACGUUUCUUCUUGUUGAUUAAUAAUUAGGUAAACUGCUACAAAACAUAAGUUAAUUUGUAAUAAAAAUGGAAACAUAAAGAAAAACAAACAAAAGCCAUCAACAAAUUUAGAGAAAAGAGUUAAAUUUAAAUGAAUGCCAUAACGGCCAAAGAAACGCAAAACUAAGCAAAUUUGCUUUUAGCUCCAUGCUGGUACAAGAGACCCCAUUAAGCCCGUAAUUCUUUGCAAAGUAAAAUAAGCCAAUUAAAUGUGAAUUUGUUUAAGAAGGGACAUAAGAAACUAAGCACUAUCCUCUGAUGCAAAGACGGCAACCGAAACUCUGUUAGACAAAUAGUCAAUAGCCACGUUGUAAUCAUUUCGUUGCGUACCCUUUGCGUAUAAUUUGAAUGGUUCGAUUGGUUCCACUAGAUACGUACAUAUAUACUGAGAACACAUACUAUGUAAAGCAGCGAAGCGAAACCAAAAAACGAGCAUUAAAAAUUAAAGAGAAUUUGAAAUGAACGGAUAAA